UUUUUGUCGGCUUGAGGCCGAGCGGCACCGAGCACCCAUCUUCCUCCUCUUCUCUCUUCCUUCUCCUCCUCCUCGAGGUUUCCUCGCGCAGGAAAGGAGCGGCUGUCCGCGCACGGCAUGGCAUGAGCUGGGAGAGCUGGAGUGCUGAACUUGGGACUUGGGCCUCGACCCCGUCGAUCUCCGUGGACCACCGAGCCCUGCCAACCCCGAGUCUCCGGUGUCCCCUGAGCUGCCCCGAUGGCCCAGAGCUCACAAUGGCCAUCAAAUCUGGAUGCAGCUGGACCGCAGUCUGACCAAGUGUAUCUCUGCCACAGCCUGGGCUCUCUAAGUGAGCCCAUACGUACACAAGGGUGGCACUAGCAGGUUUCCUUCCACUGUGGAUUGAGAUUUAGUACAGCUGGCAGACGCCUCCCUCCCUAAGGCCUGUGAGAGCAGAAGGAGCUUGCACGAGGGUCUCUGAAGCUGAGUCCUUCUUGUGAAGUCCCAAAAGAGACCCGUGGAAGAUGUCGAACCCGAGAAACGGUGACACCAAGCCCCCAUGUUUGCCUCGCAAUGGACUGGUGAAGAUCCCCACACAGCCCAACGGCCUCGGCUCUGCCAGCAUCACCAAAGGCACUCCUGCCGUGAAAAACCGCCUGUGCCAGCCUUCCUCCGUGCCUGCCAUCCUCAGCCCAGCCUUAGCCCCCCGCAGCGACCUGCCCAUCCCCAGCCUGGCCUCGCCGCUGUCCCUGGCCGCUCUGGCUGGCGUCUCGUCCCCUCCCGGCACCUCCUUGGUGGCACUGAACUCGAGCGAGGCCAUUCCAGGCUCUGAGCAUCCCUCUCCAGAACGGCUGCCCGGUUCACCCUCAGAGAGGCAGCUGGUGGUGGAUGAGAAGAUCCUCAACCGCCUCUUCUGGUACUUUUCGGCUUGCGAGAAGUGUGUGUUGGCUCAGGUGUGCAAGGCGUGGCGGCGAGUGCUCUACCAACCCAAGUUUUGGGUGGGUCUGACACCUGUCCUGCACACCAAAGAGCUCUACAAUGUCCUGCCUGGUGGCGAGAAGGAGUUUGUCAGCCUGCAGGGCUUUGCUGUGCGGGGUUUUGACGGUUUCUGCCUCGUGGGUGUCUCCGACCUGGACAUUUGUGAGUUCAUUGACAACUACCCCUUGUCCAAGAAGGGGGUCAAAUCUAUGAGCCUUAAAAGGUCAACCAUCACGGAUGCAGGGCUGGAGGUGAUGCUGGAGCAGAUGCAGGGUGUGGUGCGGCUGGAGCUGUCAGGCUGCAACGACUUCACGGAGGCCGGGCUGUGGUCGAGCCUCAACGCCCGCAUCACGGCACUGAGCGUCAGCGACUGCAUCAACGUGGCUGAUGAUGCCAUCGCAGCCAUCUCACAGCUCCUCCCCAACCUUGCCGAGCUCAACCUGCAAGCCUACCAUGUGACGGACACGGCUCUCGCCUAUUUCACCGCCAAGCAGGGUUACACCACCCAUACCCUGCGCCUCAAUUCCUGCUGGGAGAUCACCAACCAUGGCGUGGUCAACAUGGUGCACAGCUUGCCCAACCUGAGUGUUCUCAGCCUCUCGGGCUGCUCCAAGGUGACAGAUGAUGGCGUGGAGCUGGUGGCUGAGAACCUGCGCAAGCUACGCAGCCUUGAUCUGUCCUGGUGCCCUCGCAUCACCGACAUGGCCCUGGAGUACAUCGCCUGUGACCUGCACAAGCUGGAGGAGCUAGUGCUCGACAGGUGUGUGCGGAUCACUGACACUGGUCUCAGCUACCUGUCCACCAUGUCAUCCCUGCGGAGCCUUUACCUGCGCUGGUGCUGCCAGGUGCAGGACUUCGGCCUGAAGCACCUCCUGGGCAUGGGCAGCCUACGCCUCCUGUCUCUUGCUGGCUGCCCCUUGUUGACCACCACGGGCCUCUCGGGGCUGGUACAGCUGCAGGAGCUGGAGGAGCUGGAGCUCACCAACUGCCCCGGAGCCACUCCAGAGCUUUUCAAGUACUUCUCCCAGCACCUGCCCUGCUGCAUGGUCAUCGAGUAGCGUCCACCUGAUGGGGACCAGC
Messenger RNA from Meleagris gallopavo (turkey), 2037 nucleotides. The record is from RefSeq and is a predicted model, not a curated record. NCBI's taxonomy places the organism in Eukaryota, Metazoa, Chordata, Aves, Galliformes, Phasianidae.